Molecule: messenger RNA, 1691 nt
Organism: Boleophthalmus pectinirostris (great blue-spotted mudskipper)
Lineage: Eukaryota; Metazoa; Chordata; Actinopteri; Gobiiformes; Gobiidae
Gene: igfbp2a
Product: insulin-like growth factor binding protein 2a
Exons: 4
Coding region: 198-1055 (285 amino acids)
Biological process (GO): regulation of insulin-like growth factor receptor signaling pathway
Cellular component (GO): extracellular region
Molecular function (GO): insulin-like growth factor II binding; insulin-like growth factor I binding
Source: RefSeq, a predicted model, not a curated record
CCCUCUGGGGCUACUGUAAGCUCGGCUCUAGUGAUCCCUCACUUCUGCUGCCUGGCUCAGCUAAUCUCUCAUCGUCCAGUGUGCCUCGAACCCGGGAACCUGUAGGACCCAGCAGCCCCCUCCUCUUCACCUGUUCUCUCUGGGGUCGCUCCAUCCGCCGCUGAGACCGACCCACACCCUCCUCACAAGCCGUAACCAUGCUCUGGUCUGCGGGCUGCAGCGUGCUCGUUCUGUCCGCCGUCUUCUCCGGGGUCUCCGGGGCCGACAUGGUGUUCCGUUGCCCGGGCUGCACGGCCGAGCGCCAGGCGCUGUGUCCCCGGCUCACGGAGAGCUGCGCGGAGAUCGUCCGGGAGCCGGGCUGCGGCUGCUGCCCCGUGUGCGCGCGUCAGGAGGGCCACACGUGCGGGGUGUACACGCCGAGGUGUGCCACUGGACUGCGGUGCUACCCCACGCCCGGGGCCGAGCUGCCGCUGGAGCAACUGGUGCAAGGCAUGGGCCAGUGCCGGCGCCGAGUGGAGCAGGAGGUGACCACGCUCAGCAGCGAGCCCCAGCAGCAGCAGCACACCAGCGGUGAUGUGGUGGAGGUACUUCCAGAGCAGGGGGUCAGCGAGGGGCCCGUCCUGCCGCAGAAGCCCAGCAAACAGGCCCCGUGGCUGGGACCCAAAGAGACGGCGGUCCGGCAGCACAGGCAGGAGCUCAAGACCAAGAUGAAGACCAACAAAGUGGAGGAGGUGAAGCCAGCUCGCCCUAAACAGACGCAGUGCCAGCAGGAGUUGGACCAGGUUCUGGAGAGGAUUUCUAAGAUGCCCUUCCGAGAUAACCGAGGUCCACUGGAGGAUCUGUACGCCCUGCACAUCCCCAACUGUGACAGGAGGGGGCACUAUAACCUCAAACAGUGUAAGAUGUCCCUCCACGGGCAGAGGGGGGAGUGCUGGUGCGUGAACCCCCACACGGGACGCCCCAUCCCGGCCGCGCCCACCGUCAGAGGGGACCCCAACUGCGCCCAGUACCUCACCGAGCAAGACCUAGAACUGCCCGACCUGGACCAGAUAUGAAGCGCAAACUAUAACCAAAAGAAGAAGUCAUACCAAAACAUCUGAGUAAGCUAUUUACAACGUCAUCAUCGUCUUCACGACUGUACCAGCACUAAACAUAGAGAAUAGUUUUAGAUUUGUAAAAUGUUGAACUAAAAUGAUGCUACUUUUAAGGGACUGUACCUGAUUUUUUUUUUCUUGUAAUUAAAAAAUACAGUACAGAUAUAUUGUAAAAGCAGCCUGUAUCAAGUACAAAGCAUUUUUAUCCUCUGCGAACCAGGAAAUAAGGCUGGUGCGCUGUUAGCAUGCUAGUUGUUAUCAAUAUUCUCAACUCAAACCAGUAGUAGUGAUGGUAAAAGUGCCUCUGAAAGUUGUGAAAAGCGCUGAUAAACUCAAUGCGGUGAAUAAUUAGGAUACUCUGAAGACAUAAGGUAAGUGAGGAAAAACUCUGGACCACUGCAAACUGAUUAAAAAGAACUAAUUCUGUUUUACAAGACAAAAAAAUCAGGUAGAGUGCCUUGAAGAACAUUUACAGACUGUAUGUAUCUAACAGAAGACUUGUAAGGUUGUAGAGUAGACUUGACUACAUGUGAAUUUAACACAUUGCAAAAUACUAAAAAUGCUGCACUUGACUUGAAAUAACACAAUUAAAACCAU